AGCUCCAGUAGGCAGUUUCUUGGUCCUGCACAGUUCCAAGGUCAAGCCUCCCAUAUCCCCUCCCUUCUCAUCCCUGUCCUCUGUCCUUAAAAACACAGACAGUCUUGAAACAAUGACUGCUUAUGAAACGUUUGUCCCUACCCUCAGCCUGCUAUGGCCCCCUCCCAUCAUGUGAGCUCCAGGACCCCAAAAGAUUCCCAGGUGUUCAGGUUCUCUCUGAGAGAGACCUUUAGCUUCCCACCCUAAAGGUCAGGAUGUCUGAGAAAGGCAAGCCUUGCUCAGCAAAGAUGUCAGUGCCUACACACACCUCUAGAAAUGACUCCAGGCUUGGGAAUGAGAGCGAGGGAUACAAGUGUUUUCCUUAAAGGAUAGGCAGAAUAAGAACCGCCAGCAAAAAAGAUAGCAAGGCAGAAAGAUCAGGAAAACCUAGCACCGGAAAUAUGGGUUGGCACAGAGUAGUGUUCACUUUAUUAAUGAAAUGGAGUUGGUAAGAGUGGAGAAGUAUAAGUUGCUUCUAAAGUUUGGACAAUGGAUCCCAGAAGCAAAACUAUUUCUGUGCCCUGUCUUACUUAGGUGAAGAGCAGGAGCCAGGUUGCAAACAGGCAGACAUCUUGUUGAGGAGUGACGGAAAGAUGAGGCAUCAGGAGUUGAUUAUUACUUUAAGAGUCUUGGCUGGGAAGGGGGAAAGGGAGGGAGACAGCACACACACACACACACACACACACACACACACACAAACACACACGUUCACUGACUUAGAGGAAGGAGAGAGUGGACAUGGGGGCUGAUAGUGGUAACUGGAGGUUCAUGCAAGGUCAAGAGAGUUUCUUUAGAAUGUCAGAAAUUUGAUCUUGUUUAUAGCCUGAGGAAUGGGAGCUGAUGGUGAGGGAGAGAUUAAAUGCCUGUCAGAGCAGAUGAUUGAUGGCCCUACGCUAGACUUGCACAAAGCCUGGUGGGAACUUCCUCAAAGGGGGCAGAGGUGAGGGAGAGGCUAGAGCUAUGUGAAUGGGAGUCUUUCUGAGUUACCAGUUGGAAGGAGAAUGAGAACCAGAAAUUGGGAGCAAAGCCAGAGGCUACUGGUUACCUAGUGAAGGUAACCCAUGAUUCAUCAAGAUGUGUGAAGAUCCCUGAAGAGUAUGGAGACAGAAAUGGCCAGAGACAGGAAGGUCAGUCAGAUGGGGUAGUUGAGGAAUGAAUUCUGUGUAUGAUUUUCAUGUGUAAUCUGGAAAUAUGUAGGUCUAGGAAACAAUUCUUAAAAGUAAGAGAACCUGAUAAGGAGACAAUGUGCGAUUGUGGUACUAAGCCUUGGAAAAGAUCCCUGUAUUGGCCUUCCAAAAGGCAGGGAUUUAGCAGAUAUGAAUGAAGGUUUAUUCUAAAAAUUUAGAAGCGGAACUUAAAUGCAGGGAAUCAUUUGCAGGUUUUUAAUCUUUUCACUAAGUACAAGAAGAGGUUAUUUGAAAAGAAGAAAGGGCAUCGUGAGGUUUAAAGGAUGAGAAAAGUACAGGUUUGGAGCAAUCUCUGGAAGGAAUCAGUGACAGAAGAAUGCAACUUUUGCUAGGUUGUAUUGAGAGAUAAGCUAUAAUUAAACCAUGUGAAUUGGUUUUGCAAUGACAUUCCUUCACAAUUUUCUGGCUAUGUAGAAUAUAGAAAUAAGCCAAAGACCAUAAGAUUUGAUUGAAAUAGGCUCUGAUAAACAAAUUCCCAUCAGAUCUGGGGUAAGGUGAGUUGGACAGAGGAUUGUUUUUACGUGUAGAUAUUAAUACAAUUGAAAUGACUAACCUUCAAGUAUACAGUGGACAAGGAGACAAACACUGCUUAAGGGAGUUGAUAAACCAGGAAAACAGGGAGUUAUUGAGUAACUCGUGGCCACAGUAGAAAUUAGAGGUUGAGUGAGCAAGUGGGACAGUUGAAAGGUCAAAAGAUUGUUGUCAGAGAAGAGAAUUUCAGGGUUGGGUCUUUAGAAGCCGAGCAGACACAUCUUUGGGUAAAGACGAAGACCAAGUUGCGGCUGAGAAUCUGAAACAAGAGGAAGCAAAACCUUGGGAGCUGAGUUCACUGUGAAGUUGAGCAGGUCAAUGAGUGGAUGCUGAGCAGAAAAGUCACUAACAACAAUGUGGAAGCUACUGAGGAGACGCCCGGCACCUAAAGAGCUGCUAAGUCGCACAUCUCUUGAGACCCAGAAGCUUGAUCUGAUGACUGAAGUGUCUGAGUUGAAGCUGAAGUUGGUUGGUAUGGAGAAGGAGCAAAGAGAGCAAGAAGAAAAGCAGAGGAAAGCAGAGGAGUUACUGCAAGAGCUCAAGCACCUCAAAAUCAAAGUAGAAGAGCUGGAAAAUGAACGGAAUCAGUAUGAGUGGAAGCUGAAGGCCACAAAGGCUGAGGUAGCCCAGCUGCAGGAGCAGGUAGCUCUGAAAGAUGCAGAAAUCGAGCGUCUGCAAAGCCAGCUCUCCCGGACUGCAGGACUCCACAGUGACCAUGGAGAAAAAGACCAAGAAAUUCAACGUCUGAAAAUGGGAAUGGAAACUCUCCUCCUUGCCAAUGAAGAUAAGGACCAUCGGAUAGAAGAACUCACGGGGCUGCUGAACCAGUACCGAAGGGUGAAGGAGAUCAUAAUGGCAACUCAAGGGUCUUCAGAGAGAACUCUCUCAAUCAGUGAAGAACUGGAUGGAAGUUUCAGGAAAUGGAACACUACAAAUAAAGGCCCUGAAGAACUAUUUAAACAAGAGAUGCCCCCCAGGUGCAGCCCUCCGACAUCCGGGCCACCUCCUUUGCCCCAGAAAUCACUGGAGACCAGGGCUCAGAAGAAACUCUCCUGCAGUCUUGAAGACUUGAGAACUGAAUCUGUGGAUAAGCAUGUUGAUGGGAACCAGGUCUCGCCGGCGAUGGAAUCCAAGGUCAGCCCUUUCCAGGUAGAGCAGAAAUACCCAACAUCACCUGGGAAGCUUUCAGGAGCCAUGCCCAAUGGAGAAGCUGCCACAUCUACUCCCACCAACUCCCAGCCUGACUCUGCAGGGAGCAGCCUGCCAAGGCUGAAUCGUGGCCGGAGUGUCAGUGCCCCUGUAUUAGGAGAAACAGAAAGUGGUUGGGAAGACACUGCCAUCGUUAAUGACCUUUCGUCCACCUCAUCUGGUACUGAGUCAAGCCCCCAGUCUCCCCUGAUGCCGGAUGGUAAACGGAGCCCCAAAGGCAUUAAGAAAUUCUGGGGAAAAAUCCGAAGAACUCAGUCAGGAAAUUUCAACACUGAUGCCCCAGGGAUGGCAGAAUUUCGACGAGGUGGGCUCCGGGCAACUGCGGGACCAAGACUCUCUAGGACCAGAGACUCCAAAGGACAGAAAUGUGAUGCCAAUGCCCCCUUUGCCCAGUGGAGCACCGAGCGCGUCUGUGCAUGGCUGGAGGACUUCGGUCUGGCUCAGUACGUGAUCUUUGCCAGGCAGUGGGUGACAUCUGGCCACACGCUGCUGACAGCUACACCUCAGGACAUGGAAAAGGAGCUGGGAAUUAAGCACCCGCUCCACAGGAAGAAGCUGGUUUUAGCAGUGAAAGCCAUCAACACCAAGCAGGAGGAGAAGUCUGCACUGCUGGACCACAUUUGGGUGACACGGUGGCUUGAUGAUAUUGGCUUACCUCAAUACAAAGACCAGUUUCAUGAAUCCAGGGUUGAUGGACGGAUGCUGCAAUACCUAACUGUGAAUGAUCUACUCUUCUUAAAAGUCACCAGCCAACUACAUCAUCUCAGCAUCAAAUGUGCCAUUCACGUGCUACAUGUCAAUAAGUUCAACCCCCACUGCUUGCAUCGACGGCCUGCUGAUGAGAGUAACCUUUCUCCUUCAGAAGUGGUGCAGUGGUCUAACCACAGGGUGAUGGAAUGGUUGCGAUCCGUGGACCUGGCAGAGUAUGCACCCAACCUUCGAGGGAGCGGCGUCCACGGAGGUCUCAUUAUCCUGGAACCCCGCUUCACUGGAGACACCCUGGCUAUGCUUCUCAAUAUUCCACCUCAGAAGACGCUCCUCAGGCGCCACCUCACCACCAAAUUCAACGCCUUGAUUGGUCCUGAGGCUGAACAGGAAAAGCGAGAUAAAAUGACUUCACCGUCUUACACACCACUGACCACCACAGCCAAAGUCCGGCCUAGGAAACUUGGAUUUUCGCACUUUGGGAACAUGAGAAAAAAGAAGUUUGAUGAGUCCACAGACUACAUCUGCCCAAUGGAGUCCAGUGACACUGCCGGUGACAGUCACAGGCUCUACAGCGGCUACCGGAGCCUCAGUCCCCCCACCACCCCUGAACUGGAUGGGCUGGACCAGAUGGCACCUUCGGAAGGCACUGUGACGCAGAUAGGGCUCCUCUCCCAAGACAUUCACCGCCUUACGACUCUGCUGAGCCAGGACCAGCUGCUGAAUGACUGUCGUCUGGCUUCCCCCAACUCUGAUGACUGGAGAUGACAUUCUUCAGGGCUGAGAGCUACACGUGGGGCCCUGAGUCUUCCUCCAUGGGGAGCUGGCACCCAGCCAUUGACAGAGCCCAGACGGAGCUAGCAGGGCCUCCGGGAUGUGGGUGUUGACAAAAGCAAAGCAGAGCCAUGGGACAGGUGUCCACCUUGUCCAGGAAGUGGACCUGGACACGCCGCCAUGCUUCCAGCCAGGCUCGCUCUUAAUACAGCCUUUCUACCUUUUUAUCUAUGGACCACAGAGCACUGUUGUGGAGAGGAGAAUGAGGGAUCCAUGCAAAAUGAACGGCCCAUGCUGUGACAGCAAGGAGGCUUCCAGAACAAAGAGGAAGAGCUCUCAAUUCAUAAAACCACUGCCGGGUGUGGGGAGUUGCGAUGAACUGUCCAGGUCGGGCGAGAUGAUUAUCAGGAGCCCUGUGAGCUGCUUCACAGGAGCCUGGGUUUCCAUUCAAGGGGGAGUGUUUAGAUUGAGGGCAGAAGAAGGGACUGGGGCUUCUCCAGGGCUUCUGCCCUGUCCUCCACCCUGACCCGCAGUGGAGACUGGCUGUGCCUCCUAGCAUCGGAGCAGGGAGUAGCUACUACACCCUACCGGCCAUGCACCAGACGCAUCUCUGACUUCUGCUGUAGCAUCCUCAAGCACAAUGUCUGAUUAAACAGUGCCCUUGGCACCACAAACUCAACAUCUCUUUAGAAACUCACCAUGCGCCCAGACAAACCUGUUCCUUCUUAGAUGUCUCCCAUAUCUUCAACAAGGUUCUGCUGACCUACCUGUGUUCCAGCCAUUCCUUUCCCGCCCCCCCCCCCACACACACCCCCAGCUGCUCUAGUUCCAGCCUCAUCUGUCUCUCACCUGAAUCCUGCAGCUGAUCUGCUCAGCCCUUCAUCUUCCCGGCUGGUCCCCCGUAGACAUUCUCCACCCUGUUCCCAGGGAGAUACUUCCUAGCACUCUUCUAAUCUUGUUGCCCUUGUGGCUGGCUAUUCUGCUCAAAACCCUUCCAUUGCAGGAUUCCCAGGGCUGAGCAUCCUUAGUCUUUCUGAGCCCCCUACUUAAUCUGUAUUUCCUUCAGGCCUUGAUUGAGAUCUCCUUUCCUUAUAAACUCCAUUCUAAUCCCAUUCAGGAGUUCAAAUCCUGCAUCUCAAGCCCAGCAUGAAUACCUCAGGAAGCAGCCCUAGUUUCCAUUCCAGUUGCGAGUCACUGCUAUCCCAUAUCACCGUGCCCUCUGCCCUGGACUGUGCCAGAGAGGCGCGGGCAAGUCAAAGUGAAGUCAGGGACAGGCUCGAGGUAGGUGACAAGCGUGCAGGCACGGUCAGAGCUGUGUUUAUGAACGAUGUCUGGGGGGAGUACCUUACCACAAAGCAUUCGCCUGUCUUUCUCUGGUUAAGGGAUUUGAUGAGGAUGUGCUAAACAGGUGGGGAGAAGAAGGCCUUGGAGAUCACCCCUGGGCUUGGCCCCCUGUGGGCAAGACAUAGCUAUACCACAGAUUGCUCCCUAGACCCGCAUUUCUCUCCUCCCUUCUCCCCACCCCAUCAUACAUGUUGAGUAAUCAUCCAGAAGUCCCACCUUCUAACACUGCUGCUAUUAUGCCAGGGUUUUGUUUGAAAAAAAAAAAAGGGGGGGUGGGUGGGUGGGUGGAGGUGGAACAACUUGGAAUUAAACAUCCAGGUUUAAAGUCAGCUCUGCUCCCUGCUGGCUGACAGGCCUGGGAAUAUUUGUUCUCUAAGCCUGCCUGCUCAUUUGUAACUCAGAAAACAAUUCCCCCACAAGAACUCUGGCCUGUAGGGAUGAUUCCAUGAAGCCUAGCCCAA
Messenger RNA from Perognathus longimembris pacificus (Pacific pocket mouse), 6250 nucleotides. RefSeq names its product PPFIA binding protein 2 (gene Ppfibp2). Lineage: Eukaryota; Metazoa; Chordata; Mammalia; Rodentia; Heteromyidae. The coding region runs from base 2112 to 4439 and encodes 775 amino acids. The transcript is spliced from 23 exons. The record is from RefSeq and is a predicted model, not a curated record. Gene Ontology annotation, biological process: neuromuscular junction development. Gene Ontology annotation, cellular component: presynaptic active zone. Gene Ontology annotation, molecular function: protein binding.